Messenger RNA from Brenthis ino (lesser marbled fritillary), 1353 nucleotides. Lineage: Eukaryota; Metazoa; Arthropoda; Insecta; Lepidoptera; Nymphalidae. The record is from the annotation of a GenBank genome assembly.
AUGGCUCGAAAUUAUAGAGCCAAGUCCCUUUUGCGGUCUCGGCAAAGGGCAGGUAUCCGAGGCGGCCCGGGCAUGGACUCCCAGCAGCAGCAGUACUGCCUUAAGUGGAACAGCUUCGGCUCGAAUUUAGCGACAUCGUUCGCAAACCUAUGGAACUCUGAGAGUCUCGCUGAUGUCACAUUGUAUUGUGAGGGUCGCCAGUUCAAAGCACACAAAGUUAUCUUGGCAGCGUGCAGUAAACACUUUCAAGAGUUAUUCGACACUGCACCGCCAAGUCAUGCAGGAGCUUGCUAUGUGUUCCUCGAGGCCACUACGGCUGACAACAUGCAAGCCCUUCUUGAGUUCAUGUAUAAAGGAGAGGUGCAUGUCAGUCAAGAUGCUCUCUCCAGCUUUCUUAAAAGCGGAGAAAACCUACAGGUUAAAGGCCUAUCUAUGGAAAUGUCCAACGACGCGUGGGUGAAGCAACAGACGCAGCAAUCAACAGAACGUCAUCAGACUCGUGUCAAGACGAGCCCCGUGUCUGGUUCAGGAAGCUGUGAUCUCCAAGAUUCUGCCCCACCACAGUCGCACACAGCUACGUUCGCACCGAUUAUGCCCCAGUAUGGCAUGCCAAUACACAGUGGAAGCGGUUCUAUGGGUCGAUAUGCCCCGCCAGCUCAUUUACCCAUGCAUUCGACUUCACAUCGCAGACCGCCUCCACCAAAACCAUCACCGUCACAGAGUCCGCACGCUAGGAAUUACAGGCAAAGCUCAUCAUCUUCACAUUGCGGCAGCGUUGCCGACGAGCCAGACACGCGCUCGUCACCCGGCGCCGGCGCGCGGUAUGAAGAAACACCCCCCGACACUUCCAGCCACGCCAACCCUGUAAAGAACAACGGAUAUGACAAAGGCGCCGCGGUUAAUGAUGGUAUGAUGGAAAGCCUGUCCAAUGACCAGGGGGCUGAAGAUUUACGGGUGAAGAGCGAGAACGAUUAUCACGCAAGUGGUUAUAACAACUCGCCCCCGCCCGCCGUGUCGAUUCCCACAACCAACUAUCACGACAAGCCCCAUGAGACAUCACCUGUACCGCCCAAGCCCAGCCCCGACCUUUGGCCCACGAAACUGAUCACGAGCAAAUCUGGUGGAAUUGCAACUGCUGAUGGUAAAAAACUAAAGUGUCCAUAUUGCGAGCGGCUAUACGGCUACGAGACGAAUCUGCGCGCCCACAUCCGCCAACGGCACCAAGGUAUCCGCGUGCCCUGCCCGCACUGCUCGCGCACGUUCACGCGCAACAACACUGUGCGCAGGCACAUCGCGCGCGAACACCGCCACCAGGUCCACCUCACGCAGGGACCAUUACCCAACCAUACACAG